AUGAACCGUCUUGAGCACGUCGCUGUGGAGAUCGCCGGGCAGGGGGCAGCAGAGGGCAGGGUGCUGGCCGUCCUGAUGCUAGGCAUCUGGCAUGCUAGGUGCUCCCCGGGAGAAACUGGGGAGUUCUGCGCCCUUCCCACAUCAUACCCCCUUCCCCGUAAAGCGAAGUGUGCUUCUGUGUGUCACGGGUGUGCCUGUGCGAGGCAGGCUCGCCUGGCGCAUGGCCUCCAUCUCUGCCGGAUCAGGGCAGGAGUCCGUCUGCUGCUGGUGCGAGGCCGAGGGGCCCUCUAUCCCCCGCGGUCGGCACCGAGGACCCUCCCGAGAGCACGUUCUUCUGUGGUCCCUGCCCACGUCAGCUCAGGACACACAGCGGCCGUGGUCCAGGACAGGGGUGCGGCCUCACGUGGGGUUGGGGCUCAGUUUGGCUUCUCACGCUUUUUACUCUCGUCUUUGUUUUCUUUCCAGGGAAGGUCUGUGUCUUUAACAACUUUUUAUCGAACAGCAAGAAAUAUCAUGAACAUGUGUUUCAGCAAGGAGCCCGCCCCGGCUGAAAUCGAGCAAGAGUACUGGAGGCUCGUGGAAGAGAAGGAUUGCCACGUGGCCGUGCACUGUGGCAAGGUGGACACCAACACUCACGGCAGUGGAUUCCCAGUGGGAAAAUCAGAACCGUUUUCAAGGCACGGAUGGAACCUCACCGUCCUCCCCAAUAACACAGGGUCCAUCCUGCGUCACCUCGGUGCUGUGCCUGGAGUGACAAUUCCCUGGCUAAACAUCGGCAUGGUCUUUUCUACCUCAUGCUGGUCUCGAGACCAAAACCACCUUCCCUAUAUCGACUACUUACACACUGGUGCUGACUGCAUUUGGUAUUGCAUUCCUGCUGAGGAGGAGAACAAGCUGGAGGAUGUGGUCCACACCCUGCUGCAAGCCAACGGUACCCCAGGGCUACAGAUGCUGGAGAGCAACGUCAUGAUCUCCCCGGAGGUGCUGUGCAGGGAGGGGAUCAAGGUUCACAGGACCGUGCAGCAGAGCGGUCAGUUUGUCGUCUGCUUCCCGGGGUCCUUUGUGUCCAAAGUGUGCUGCGGCUACAGCGUCUCUGAGACCGUGCACUUUGCCACCACCCAGUGGACGAGUAUGGGCUUCGAGACGGCCAAGGAAAUGAAGCGUCGCCACAUAGCUAAGCCGUUCUCCAUGGAGAAGCUCCUCUACCAGAUUGCACAAGCGGAAGCAAAAAAGGAGAACGGCCCCACUCUCAGUACCAUCUCCGCCCUUCUGGAUGAGCUCAGGGACACGGAGCUGCGGCAGCGGCGGCAGCUGUUCGAGGCCGGCCUCCACUCGUCCGCCCGCUACGGCAGCCACGACGGCAACGGCGCCAUGGCGGAUGGCAAGAAAAAGCCUCGAAAGUGGCUGCAGCUGGAGACGUCAGAGAGGAGGUGUCAGGUCUGCCAGCACCUGUGCUACCUGUCCAUGGUCGUGCAGGAGAACGAGAACGUGGUUUUCUGCCUGGAGUGUGCUCUGCGCCACGUGGAGAAGCAGAAGUCCUGUCGAGGGCUGAAGCUGAUGUACCGCUACGAUGAGGAGCAGAUCAUCAGUCUGGUCAAUCAGAUCUGCGGCAAAGUGUCUGGUAAGAACGGCAGCAUCGAGAACCGUCUCGGCAAACCCACACCGAAAAGAGGGCCCCGCAAGAGGGCGACCGUGGACGUGCCGCCACCCCGGCUUUCCUCCUCCGGUUCCCCCCGAAGUGCUUCGAGCUCGUCGUGAAGAUGCCAACACCGUGUCGAUCGAUAUAUAUUUUUUUGUAAUUAUGAUAUUCUAGUUUGGAGUACUUGCUGUAGGAUACAAGCUGUCUUUGCACUAGCUCUAAAGAAGAUUUUCUUCUGGUUUUAGAGAACUAAUUUUGUUUUAGCAUUAAACUGUUGAACUUUUUUUUGUACUUAGAAUACCUAGAUACUGCAGUCAGAUUUUGGAAACUGCCGUAUAUUCACUGUUUUAAAAACCCUUGAGGGGGCUGUAUUAAUUUGUAUCGCCCCUGUGGCUGAAAAAAGCCUUUUUGGUUUUUUGUUUUGUUUUGGUUUUUUUGUUUUUUGUUUUUGUUUUGGUUUUUUUUGGUAACUUGGGGGGAAAAAAGGCUUUUUUAACCCAUUUUCGAAGAGGGUGAAGUUUGGAGAACAAAUUUUAAAAAACCAGUCAUGUGAGCAGAUUUUUCUAGAGAGGAAAAGGGAUAGGAGACACACACACACACACACACACACAAAACUUGAAAAGAAAUGGCUUUACUUUGGCUGUCUUUUCUUCUGUCAUGUGCAAAAUGAGUUUGUAAUUUUUAAAACCGGAGAACCCCCAUUUUGUUUCUUUGGGCGGUUAUGGCAGCUGAAGGCGGACGUUGUUUCCUAACCCGAGGCAAAAUGCGGAAGCGGACGACGAGGUUCUCUUUACCAGCACAUCUCUAUGCAUCUGUUUAAGGGAAAGAGGAGAGCGAGAGAAGAAAGCAGACUGCCUGCCUUGGAGGGGUCACGUGAGGGAAACCUGUGCCUGAUUUCAUUAGGAAAUCCAUUCUGUUAUUUUUUGGUGCUGUUGGCUACUUUAUCAAAAAACCCUUCAAUAGCAUCCUUAAGAAAAAAAAAAAACCACAAAAAAACAAAAAAGGAAAAAAAAGUGAUCGAAGCCGAAAGUGCUUCUUUGUCCUAGACGUGCAAUCUCUCUAACAUUCCGUCUUCAUGUCACUGCUUGGUUUACACCUUCACAAGUCAGCAUUAAUCUUUCUUUCUAAACUCGUUUCGUUGACGGUCACACUUAGAGCCACUAGGAGGUCUGCAGUUCUUUCUGAAUGUGAAAAUGCAUUUGCGCUCAUCUUGUCUAUUUUUUCUCUUCAUGUUGUAACAAAAAAAAAAAGAAAAAAGAAAAAAAAAGAAUCCCGUCCCUUUUGUACAUACGCCUGUAAAUUGUUUUAAAUACUUGAGCCUUUUUCUCGGUGGGGGGUGGGGAGGGUGCGAGGACAAGAUGAAGAAAAGCCUUACGUUUCCGUUUCUUCAUCGGGUGGAUUGGAUGCUUACAGGGUUUUUCUUGUAACAUUUAUAAGUGCUGCUUACAUCACUGAACAACAACAAAAUAAUAAUGGAGUAGCUGUUGCCCUUCUCCGGUUGUGUGUACAGUACGUGUGGAAUAAAAAAGGGAACUGUUUUCA
Molecule: messenger RNA, 3181 nt
Organism: Panthera uncia (snow leopard)
Lineage: Eukaryota; Metazoa; Chordata; Mammalia; Carnivora; Felidae
Product: protein Jumonji-like
Exons: 11
Coding region: 1-1758 (585 amino acids)
Biological process (GO): chromatin remodeling
Cellular component (GO): nucleus
Molecular function (GO): histone demethylase activity
Source: RefSeq, a predicted model, not a curated record